Molecule: messenger RNA, 2006 nt
Organism: Anoplophora glabripennis (Asian longhorned beetle)
Lineage: Eukaryota; Metazoa; Arthropoda; Insecta; Coleoptera; Cerambycidae
Product: mitochondrial 2-oxodicarboxylate carrier
Exons: 6
Coding region: 197-1096 (299 amino acids)
Source: RefSeq, a predicted model, not a curated record
AUCAUUGCGUUACAUCACGUUGCCCAAAUCAGCUGAUACAUUCACAUAUUAGGAAUGUUUACAAUCUUGGUUUGGAGACGAUAUUUUAUCUAAUUUUAUUUUUUAUCUUCAGUACUUCAGUUUCUUUACUAACGUUGAGAGAUAUUUGCACUCGUCUCCUGCUAAUACUUACAUUGCACAUCAAAAACAUUUAAUCAUGCCUGAAAUGUACAAAGUCCUAAAAGAAGCUGCCAUCCAAAUAGGCUCUGGGGGAUCUGCAGGUUUUGUAGAAGUUUGUAUAAUGCACCCUUUAGAUUUGAUUAAAACCCGAUUACAAAUUCAGAGUGGGAAAAACAUAAAUGACCCACAGUAUUACAACGGCAUAUUAGACUGCUUCAAAAAAAUGUACGUAAACGAAGGAAUUGGUUCUUUCUGGAAAGGAAUUCUGCCUCCUAUUUUAGCUGAAACCCCAAAGCGUGCUGUUAAAUUUUUUACGUUUGAGCAGUACAAACAAUUCUUUAUGUUUGGUUCCCCCACACCAACUCCACUGACUUUCUCUCUAGCUGGUCUAGGUGCAGGAAUCACCGAAGCUAUUUUGGUAAACCCAUUUGAAGUGGUUAAAGUACAGUUACAAGCAAAUCGAAAUCGUGUCACUGAGGUACCUAGUACCUGGUCUGUAACUAAGCAAAUAGUUGCUCGCGAUGGAAUUAUAGGUCUAAAUAAAGGAGUUACCGCAACAAUUGGGAGAAAUGGUACCUUUAACAUGGUAUAUUUCGGAUUUUAUCAUUCUGUUAAAGGAUUGUUACCCGAAUAUAAGGAGCCUCUAAAAGAAUUCUUCAGGAAAGUAAGCAUAGGAUUUGUCUCUGGAACUUUGGCAUCUUGUAUAAAUAUACCCUUCGAUGUAGCCAAAUCUAGGAUACAAGGUCCUCAACCGGUACCGGGACAAAUUAAAUAUAAGGGUACUGCACAGUCUCUUAUAUUGGUAUAUAAAGAAGAAGGUGCGAGGGCCCUUUAUAAAGGACUUCUUCCCAAAGUUCUACGAUUGGGACCUGGUGGAGCCAUAAUGCUGGUCGUUUACGAUUAUAUGCACACAUUGCUUACCGAAACAUUUGCAUGAUGCUUGCAAAAUCAUUUUAGAAUAAUUUUAAAGAUCUGAUUUUAUCUUUACAAAGAAGCGCAAAUUGAUUUUAAUAUUUACAUUCACUUAUUGCUGAAUGUAUUUUAAUAAUGGACGAGUUUAGGACAAUAAUUAAUGUGCGAUAGCUAGGAUGUCAUUUUAAAGGCAUACUUUACAAAAAAUGGAGAUGAUUUUUAAUAUGUGCCAAUGAUGUUGGACUUAAAAUCGUAUCUUUAUGUGAAAGUAUGCAAGUCUCCAAUUUUACUUGAAGUUAAGGCUAGAUAACAAAUAUAAGACAAACUUGAUCCUCAUUUUUUUUCAUAUUAUUUAUUUUCGAUUAUAACUUUUGUCUUAAACCAGCAAAUAUUCAGAAAUUUGUCAAAAAUAUUCUUUCAAAUAUAUUUAAUUUUCAAGUGAAAUUUGUCAAAAUUAAUAUAGAAGCAUUUAUUUUUAACUAAUAUUGAUGAUUUUGCCUUUUUAGUUAAUAAUUAAUGUGAUAUGAACUUCUGACAAACUUGCAAUUUAAAUAAUUUUUUUAUUUCUCAUGUUAUUUAAUAAAAUAGAUGAAAUUAUGCAUAUCAUGUUUUAAAGAUGUUGAUAAAAUCUAUAUUCAAUUUUUAUAAAGUUUUAAACUGAUAAAAAACAUAAAUGUAUUUUUGCAUUUAUCUUUGUGUGAUAAAAAAAUUUAAAUAUUAUUUUUGUUUGAUAUAAAACUUGUUACCAAUAUUUUGCACGUGUACCUUGUUAAAACGCUUUUAUUUUAGUAUUAAGUUAUCAGGGAUUGUUAGAUUUUAUAUAAGCUGUACCUGUUGACAAUAUGUAAAUACUUAAAACGUUUAUUUGAGUUGUAUAUUAUCGUGUUCUAAAUACAACAGAUUUUAUGAGUGAUUUAAAUAAAUUUUCUUGCCGA